AUGAACCUCCUCACCCAGGUGAGCAGCUCCAGGCAGGUGGUGGCCGGGGUGGCAAGCACGGUGACAUUCUUUCUCUGCGAGGGGCUGCUGGGCCAGCACUUCGAUGUGGUCCCUGAUGGGGUGGCCGAGCCCCAGCCUGGGGAUCUCUUCCUCUUCCCGCUGGCCUCGGGGGGCCCCAGCUGGUGGGGCGCCCAUGCUGGUGUCUACUGUGGUGAUGGGGAGAUCAUCCACCUGGAAGGCAGCUCGGGGAUGUCCCCAUUGGGGAUUGUGGCCAAGCAUGGCAAGAGCCACCUCCUGCGGACACGGGGCCCAGCCAAGGUGCUGCGGAGGAAGGGAGGGCUGGAUGCAGCUGCCCUGCAGCAGCGGAUCCGGGCAGCCAUGGACCAGGCAGUGGAGUACGACGCUGUCACCUGCAACUGUGUCCACUUUGCCCUCACCCUGCUGGGGCUGGGCCAGCUCGACAGUGCCACACCAGCUGCCACCACCAUGCCUUUCUCCACCUCUCAUGUGUAUCAGGAAGGAUUUGUGAACAUUUUGAGCAACAGUGGUCGGAUCAGCAAGGAAGGCUUCAAAGCCAUGAAAAAGGAGAGGAAGAAAUGCCAGAUUUACCAGAAAAAAGGCGGGAUCAAUCUCAAUGACUUCCAUAGUAAAGUCAGGGAGGCGAUGAACAGCAAAGCCAAGUAUCACUUGGGCAAAAACAACUGCAUCCACUUUGCCCUCUAUCUCCUGGGCUUGAUGGACUUCUACAUGCAACUGGUGGAAAUCCAAAAUGGAGGUGGCAGCUACGGCA
Molecule: messenger RNA, 790 nt
Organism: Pelecanus crispus (Dalmatian pelican)
Lineage: Eukaryota; Metazoa; Chordata; Aves; Pelecaniformes; Pelecanidae
Source: RefSeq, a predicted model, not a curated record